Molecule: messenger RNA, 5174 nt
Organism: Neopsephotus bourkii (Bourke's parrot)
Lineage: Eukaryota; Metazoa; Chordata; Aves; Psittaciformes; Psittacidae
Gene: TTLL7
Product: tubulin tyrosine ligase like 7
Exons: 21
Coding region: 268-3012 (914 amino acids)
Biological process (GO): protein polyglutamylation; microtubule cytoskeleton organization
Cellular component (GO): cilium
Molecular function (GO): tubulin binding; tubulin-glutamic acid ligase activity
Source: RefSeq, a predicted model, not a curated record
CCCUGUCUAUAUUUCCGAUGGUUGGAUACAUUCUGCAUGCUUCCAAAGGGAGCUGCCCACCAGUUUGGGAGCGUUAGAAGAGUUCAGGAGACCGUGCCUAUCAGCAGUUAUUAGAUAUCUAUGCAUUCCAGAACUAGUAUUUGCUACUACUGGAGGCUGAAAUGGUAUGACCGGAGCUUUAAAUAAUUCAGCUUUUUUUAGCUUCAUCAUUUUCUGAGAACUUGAGACAGAAUUUUGGGUUCUGCUUCUACGCUGCUCUAGGUUAUAAUGCCAUCCUUGCCUAAUGAGAGAGAUAACCAUAGAACUGCUCCCCUGGCUUUGACUUCGGGACUACCUUAUCAAAGCACAAUUAAAAGAAAAGUCAGAAAGAAGAAGAAUGGAGUCAUCACUGCCAAUGUUGCUGGCACAAAAUAUGAAAUUGUACGUGUAGUAAUACGAGAAAUGGGAUUUGUGAAAACACGUGAUGAAGAUGAAACAGCUAAUCUCAUAUGGAGUGAUUCUGCUGUGCAACAAGAAAAGAUUGCUGAGCUUCAGAACUAUCAGAGAAUAAACCAUUUUCCAGGAAUGGGAGAGAUCUGCAGAAAGGAUUUUCUGGCAAGAAACAUGACUAAGAUGAUCAAGAGUCAGCCUCAGGAGUAUAGUUUUAUUCCUCGAACAUGGAUCUUCCCUGCAGAAUACACACAGUUUCAGAACUACGUAAAAGAACUGAAGAAGAAACGUAGACAGAAAACUUUCAUAGUCAAACCAGCUAAUGGUGCAAUGGGACACGGGAUCUCUUUAAUAAGAAACGCAGAAAAGCUACAAGCUCAGGAUCACUUGAUUGUUCAGGAAUAUCUUGACAAGCCAUUUCUUAUGGAAGGCUACAAGUUUGAUUUACGUGUGUAUAUUCUUGUCACCUCCUGUGAUCCAUUAAAAGUAUUUUUAUAUCAUGAUGGACUAGUGAGAAUGGGCACAGAAAAGUAUCAUCCCCCCAGUGACUCAAAUUUGAGUCAGUUGUAUAUGCAUCUGACUAACUACUCUGUCAAUAAACAUAAUGAACACUUUGAACGGGAUGAAACAGAAGACAAAGGAAGCAAACGCUCCAUAAAAUGGUUUACUGAGUUUCUACAAACAAAUAAUCUUGAUGUCUCCAAGUUCUGGGAUGAUAUUUCAGAGUUAGUAGUGAAGACUCUCAUAGUUGCAGAGCCACAUGUUCUUCAUGCUUAUCGCAUGUGCAGGCCAGGGCAAGCACCAGGAAGUGACAGUGUCUGCUUUGAAGUCCUGGGAUUUGAUAUUCUGCUGGACAGAAAACUAAAACCAUGGCUCCUAGAGAUUAAUCGUGCCCCAAGCUUUGGAACUGAUCAAAAAAUAGACUAUGAUGUAAAGAAAGGCGUUCUGCUAAAUGCAUUAAAGCUUCUCAACAUACGGACAAGCGAUAAAAGGAAAAAUUUAGCUCAACAGAAGGCUGAGUCUCAAAAAAGACUGUAUGGUCAAGGUUCCAUGAAAAAACUGUCGCCAGGUUCCUCAGACUGGGAGAAGCAGCGUCACACACUGGAAAGGAGAAAAGAAGAACUGAAGGAAAGACUUGCACAAGUACGUAAACAGAUUUCCAAAGAGGAGCAUGAAAAUCGGCACAUGGGGAACUACAGGCGAAUUUACCCUCCUGAUGACAAGACAUUACUUGAAAAGUACGAGAGUUUAUUAGCUACUGCUUUCCAGACAUUUCUUGCUGGGAGAGCAGCUUCUCUUCAACGGGAAAUGAAUAACCCUUUAAAAAGAAUGAAGGAGGAGGACAUUUUGGAUCUUCUGGAGCAGUGUGAAAUAGAUGAUGAAAAGCUAAUGGAAAAAUGCACCAGGCAGCGAGGACCUAAGCCCCUGUAUUCAAUGCCAGAAAGCGCACAGCCCUUAAGGAAACUUAAGUACUACAAUAGUGAUAGUACUUGCGAUAGCAGUAGUAGUAUUUCAGAAUCAGCAGAAGAAACUGAAAAGGAAGAUCAAAAGGAAGAUCACAAUGAAAAAAAAGAGAAAAAGGUUUCAUAUGAUCUUGAAGAAAAUAAAUACAAAUCUUUGGAACGAUCAGGUAGAACGAACUGGAAACCUUCAAUUAAAAAUACAAAAUCUCUGUCAAAUUCAUCCCCUACGUCAUCCACAGGUCCAAUAAGACGUUCUGUAAGUUGCCCUCGUUCAAUAUCAAUAUUGACUAUGCAGUCACAGGCAGCUGAGCAACGUCCCUUUUCAGCCAAAACAUCUCUGCAAAUGCAGCGUGCAUCUUCAGUGAAUAGGUCUCAUUCUUUAAGUCGUAGCCCUACUUCGGCCAGGGUCUCUCAGACAUCCAGCGUGGGAACUAUGAACUCCUCAGGGAGUGAGUCUUUGCUGCAACAGAAAACGAAAGAGCAAGAAGUUGCUUUAACAAAAGAAACUCUUCUAAUUAUCAAUGACAUGAGAAUGAAGUUCCCAGGCAAAACAGAUGAAGAAUCAGAAUUCAUUAUAGAAGAUAUCAUGGAUAACUGGAAGUAUCACAAAACAAAAGUGGCAUCCUAUUGGUUGAUAAAACUGGAUUCUGUAAAACAACGAAAAAUUUUGGAUAUAGUCAAGACAAGUGUUCGUGCAGUUCUACAGCAUGUCUGGAAGGCUCCAGACAUUGAAAAUUUACAUCUUUACCGUCUCUUUAACCGUGUAUUUAAUCGCUUACUUUGGAGCCAUGGUCAAGGUCUAUGGAACUGUUUCUGUAAUUCAGGGAACUCUUGGGAAACCAUACUGAGUAAAAGCACAGAGGUGGUGACUCCUGUGCAACUCCAGUGUUGCCAACGAAUAGUACAGCUUUGUAAACACUGCCUGCUGGUGGUUUACAAAUAUUCAUCAGACUCAAGAGGAUCUCCAACUGGGAAUAGCCUCCACUGGGAUGAUAGAAGGUGUUUAUUACCAGGACCUUCACUGUUCAUCAUGAAAUCAUCCUCGUCCAACAUUAGCUGCAGUUCAUCUGGAAUGUCUCGCCCUAACAUUUUGUUGACACACAGAUACAGUCACUUGUGAAGCAUAAGGAAAGUUGCUGUUCUUUGUAAUAAUGGCACUCCUUUUUAUUUGAUUUUCUUUUUCCUUUCAAAUUCAAAUUUGUGAUGGAGCUAAACAUAAGCACUGUUACAUGCUUACUACCAUAUUAUGAUAACAUUUAGCUGAAACCUACUGUAAAGGCAUAGCUUUCUUGGAAAGAUAAUAAACCUUGUUAAGCUGUUUACACACACGUGAAUGUGUAGAUCUUGCUAAGUUUAUAAGUAAUUACUUCCUACUAGAAAUGUUAUUUUUGCUGCAGAAUAUAUAAAAUAGAGUUCAAUAUUAUAGUGUUAUUUUGUAAGUACAAUACAUUGACUUGAAUAUUAUUUAUUGUAAAGCAUAAUAUUUAUUGUCUCAAAUGUAACUGAUCCUUUAACAAGGCAAAUGAUUAAAAAAAUGUAGUAGAACAGUAAAACUGUAAAAAUCAGUGAAAAGAAUAUGCUAAUUUAUUGGACAUGUUUAAAAUAAUCCCCAAAACUCUGUAAACCAAACUUAAAGCAGGCAUAUUUUUAUUUCUCCUCUGAAAUUACAAAAUCUAUUUAAUGCUGCUAUUUUUUGUAAGGGACCUGGUAUAGUAUCUUUUAGCCAAAGUGAAGACAUCUAGUACACAAACAGAAAAAAAUACGUUUAGGCAUUCAGUUUCUAAUCGGAUUCUUGUAAUAGAAUGGAAGCCAGUGUUUGUUACCAGGUUUUCAUUCACAUUACCUAUGUCCUGUGCCUUUAAGUUUCCUUUGGGAGCAAGAAGUCAUGUUCAACUUGCACAAGCAUGCAUAGUGCAUAGUUUUUCUGUUUUACUGCACAAAUGGUAAAGCAGACACUUUUAGGAAAUACUGCAGCUAUAAUGUGUUAUUUCAACCUUAAACUUACUGGUUUGUUGUAGUUUUUUCAGUACAUACUGUAGAAUGUAUCCUUGCAAUGGACACUAUUUUCUAGAUUUCUGACACCUUUACAUGCCAGAAUUCUAAUUCAUUAGAAAGCUCUCAUUCAGAUUCAGUGUCCUGGGCCUGGCUGAAAGGCACAAAAAGAAAACAAGCCAGAGCAGGAACCUAGUAUUUGCUCUAACAAGAUUUGUAACUGAAAACAUCAUUCAGGUUUUUGCUACAUACAACAACUCAUCCCACUCAAUAUUAUGCCAUGAGCCUUAUUCACUAUAGAAAUACUCAUUAAAAAAAAAAAUCAGUUAAACUAGAUCUAAAAAUGGAUUAAGGUUUUUAACUGAGUAAAGGACAGAGUAGUUAUUAUUUACCAAAGACUUGUUUACUUACCAAUCAUAUAACCCUGAAACAUGUUUAUAAAUUAUCAAUAUAUUUCAGGUAUCCUCAGGAGCAAGUAUGUUAGAGGUUUUUGAUAUCCAGAGAUUUAAGACAAAUUUAAGAGACUUGAGAUGUGAGACUGAAGUUGUCUGGAAAAGAUUUUUUUUUAAACUUUAGUCAUUGAAUAUAUAAAACUGGGAAUUUGGGUGAGAUUUCUGAUGCCUGUGCUGUAGUGCCUCAGCUCUAGAACUGCAGGAUGUAUGAUAAUGAAACUAUUUGUAAACAAUUAAAAAAAACCACUUGAGAUUAGACAGGUAUAAGCAGUCUUAUGGUCUGGUAAAUACUUCUUCAGUUUUGUGGUAAUACUGGUUUAGUAGUAUAGUACGUUCACAAUAAUUGAAUAACUUUUUUGGUCCAUACAGCAGUGACUGAUAAAGCAUACUAUGGUUAUCUGUAAGACCUAAUAAAAACUGUAAAUUCUCUCUUGGGACAGACACUCACUGCAUUCUGCUUUUGGUCACAAGCAUAAACCCAGCUUCCAGCUUAGCUUGUCAGACUCAAACAGGGCCUUAGGAGAGUAGGUUCACAUGCUUCCCCCCCCUCCCCCAAUUACAUUAUGAUCUCUAUUCUCAGAAGCCAGUGCAGGGACAGUCAAUUUGCAUAGAAUACUCUGCCAGCCGAAAGAGGGCUACUACCCAUACCUAUAUGUAUGGACAGAUCUAGAAAAGAAAAAAUACAUUUAGUGUGUACAAAAUUGGACCAGAUGUUUGUUUGCAUCUGGCAUUACUUACUCUAUUCAUAUUUCUAAUAACCUUUCCUAAAGUGGUACUGUGUUCCUAAUAAUGUGUGAAUCAAUACUUCCAAUAAAUGUAAUGCUACACUUUCCUGCCA